GAUGGUUUUGCCUCCGUUGCUCCGUUUGGUAUGUAAUAAGCGAGCAGAAUUUUGCGAUUCUGGCGGCGUUUGCUUUAUGUAUCAUAUAUCGCAUGCAAAGGAAAACUAAAUUGCAUCGGGAAAGGUCAACACUGAAAAAUGUCUAAAAGGAAAAGUACGAGAAUUGCUCGUCGACAGUAGGCGCGCAGAAGUACGGCCAAGGCGCAGGAACUCAUCAGGAAACAGGCUACUGCAGACUCGGAGGACGAGGAAUUGUCCCUUUUGGACUCCGAUGACGAAUUCGUCAUUCCCACAGGAGGAAUUACAGGACGAGCGAAGCAAUGGGUUGGUGGUCCAGCCUGUCAACAGCUUCCUGUCCUCAAAGUCGGCUGACAGCUCGGAGGAAAAUAAAGGAGCCAAACUGAAGAUCAACCAAAGGAAAAGCAAAAACAUGAAGCCGAAAACUGAGCCGCUGGCAAAGAAGUCUUCCAGAAGCGUCCUGAGUUCUGAUUCGGAGGAGGACUUAAAAGAUGUGGUGGCACCUCCCUUACCUAAAAGGCCACUGAAUCAAAGCUUUUGGCCAAGGUCUCAACGUUGACAGACUCCAAGUCUGACCUGGACGAUGUUCCAACUCAAAACCUCCAAGAGCUCUUCCCUUUACUUGCCAAGCAAGAGGAGAUGAAGGCCAUGGAGAAAAAGGUCAAAGAAGACGGGGACAAAAAGUUAAAGAAGUCAAAAUUUCCAACUCAGGACGUUUCUCAUGGGAGAAACUCAAGAGCCGGUCCCUUCGACCAGCAAGUCGGAAACUAAAAGUAAAAAAUCUGCAAAAACGAUUAAAAAGCUGAAAGUUGAUUCGGACGAGUCGGACUUGGAAGAAGUCGAAAACGGGCAUGAACAAACCAUUCCUAAGGAGGGAGUGGAGGUGAAAAUUGAGACGACAAAUGGGCUGAAGAGGAAGAAGACCAAGACCAUGGACUUGGAGGCCAUCAUCAAGAGGAGGAUCAACCAAAUUCGCAGGGAGAAGCAGGUGGAGCUGCACAAAGCGUCACGCCUGUGCCAUUUGAGCCACGAAAUGGUCGUAAACAAGCAGCUCAACUCGCCCUCGUUGAUGGCCGUGGCUUUGUCCAUCUUGCCUUCGCAGCACUGCUACCCACCCAAGAAGAGUGAUCUGAAUUAUCUCGAGAAGAUUGCCUCUUGGUUUCACAAAAAGGUUUCCGUGGCAGAUGUGAAAGAUGACCCUGAUAAGACUUUGGUCCAGCUGUUGGAACUUGCUUUCCAGGUAAUGAAAGCUCCAAACAAAAGGAUUCUUGUCCUCAUGUUUGUGACUUUGAUGCGUUCGCUCGGCCUCAAGACCAGGCUCAUCAUCUCUCUUCAGCCACUUCCAUUGAAACCAAAGCCUCAGGAUCUACUCACAGUUUUGCCAAAGCCAGAAGUGAAGCUUGGAGACAAGAAAAAGCAAAGUAUCGAGGCCAAGAAGACAAAUGAGAAGACUUCGAAGGCAAAUGAAAAAGCUCCGAAGAAGUCUAAAAAAGAAGUCAAAUCCGAAUCUGGGCCGCCAAAAUCAAAAAGGUCCAAAAAGGAAAGAGAGAGCAAGUAUUUAUUUCUCUUCGGACAAAUCUGAGUCGAGUCCUGACGUUUCUCAGAAAUUAAAGUCGCUGAGAGCAAGGAAGAAAAAAAUUAUGAAGAGGAGCCACAAAUAAAUUCAAAAUAGUCAUUGAUCAUAAAAAAAUUUGAGUGGUUUUCAAAGAGCACUGAGAAAGACAACUGCAAAGACUUUGCACGAAAAGGUUUGAGACGGAAAAAAUUCAUAUUUAUUGAUAAUUUUGGUUGUGUCUAUUAUUGUUCCAUUAAGUUAUUGAUACAUAUUAUGUACAAAGGCACAUCUCAUACAUGGCUGAUUAUAUAGUACUGAGUAAUUAUGUACUUUAAUGGAUCUAUUGUUUCAACGGUGGUUAUCUCUUUUCUGAUUACAUUUAUGUGUAGCAUUAUGCAAUUGCACUCGUUGACUUUGAAAAUUCUGCAUACAAAAACUACUUGCAUUCCUUCAAUCUAAAGACCAUCAAAUUUGUGAAUCACCUUGUCAGACAAGAUCAUGCUAAUGGACAAGUUCAACAAUUUUUUUCUUUCAAUGUAUAUCUUAAGGUUAUUCAUUUUCCUUUGAAAUAUGCUUUGGUAUAAGACUUUUGCUUUCAAAAUUUGCCAGUUUUUAUACUGCCACUGAGUAAAUUUUCUGACACAGAUGUGUACUUACAAUUGGAUAAUUUUUUUACAAUAUUAGUCUACUUGCCACAUGCGGCAGUAAUGAUUGUGUGCCAAGUGAAUAUUAUAUAACAUGAGCGCUGAUAUGAACAAUUCGCAGAGUUUGGCAUAGGAUAAUUUUUAAACAAGAGCUGAAAAUAAAAAAAUUCAGUAAAAUAAAAAUAGAGGCAAUACAAACUCAAAACAAUGUUGAAAUAAAAUCUUUCAAAUAAAGUCAGAAUUUAAAAUCAGUUAAAUUUCAGCACCGGCGACAAAUUUCAAUAAAAAAUAAACCCUGCCAAAUUUCAGGCAGCCUUGUUGAAAUGCUCUUAAAUUGAGCAACGCAUCAAUUUACAAUUUUACAAACUUCGAGAUAUGCCACAUUUUAAUUUUCGAGAUUAUUUUUGUACCUAUAGAGUUUCAAGGUAUGUCAGCAGUUGUUACUGAGCUGCACCCUCAAUAUUCAAAACACCGUAAAGCGCACUGCAGGGAUGAGCAUGUAUUUUGUUUUCACCACACUUUUACCCUGAGAUUGGCUAAAUUUAAACACUCACAUGAGCUGAAUGGCAGUCUUUUCUAACACGAAUCAGUCACUUGCUUUGUGAUAUUCAGUCGAGUAGGAGAGAUAAUUAGCUCGGUCCAAAUUCUUGGUAGCCCUCGGCGCCGGUAAAGAUGACGUCAAUCCAAAUCCGCAUGGCCUCAGCGCUGGGCGCCAUCAGGUGGUAGGUGCGCUCCGAGCACUUGACGCAAAAGGUGAGACCAGGGUGAGGGCUCUUCACCGAAUUCAGGUGGUCCACAUAGACUUCUUCUAUCGCCUGUUAAAAAGAUUAUAAAAAUCAG
This is a messenger RNA of Neocloeon triangulifer, 3057 nucleotides long. RefSeq names its product DNA repair protein complementing XP-C cells homolog. Gene Ontology annotation, cellular component: nucleus; XPC complex; nucleotide-excision repair factor 2 complex. Gene Ontology annotation, molecular function: single-stranded DNA binding; damaged DNA binding. The transcript is spliced from 3 exons. The record is from RefSeq and is a predicted model, not a curated record. Gene Ontology annotation, biological process: mismatch repair; nucleotide-excision repair. The coding region runs from base 740 to 1600 and encodes 286 amino acids. NCBI's taxonomy places the organism in Eukaryota, Metazoa, Arthropoda, Insecta, Ephemeroptera, Baetidae.